AUGAACCAAUCAUCGUCAAAUAACCAAGGUUUUGAUGGAUCCGGAAAACCAUAUGUCCUACCAAGUAUCCCCAACUCACUGAUGAUGACGCCACUGCCAUCUCCAGUUGCGACAACUCACUCGGAUAAUCAACAAACUUACAAAGAUUUGGUAGCUUCUAUCGACAAAUCUGUUCUGAAUAUCUAUGAGGCUGGAUUAGCUAUUCAUAAUGGAUACGCGAGGGGUGAUUCAACAAUUCAACACCAAGUUACGAAGUUCGUCGAAAAAUAUGCGUCGCGCAUUUCUGGGUCAUUAAUGCCUCCUCCUUCACCAGUGAUGGACCCGCACUACCUUUUCAUCAUGACUCAUGGAUAUGGAUGUCUGACUCAACUAUCAUUCCAAAAUUCGGUUCAUAGUCGAAACAAGGCAGAGAAAGAAUCUAUGGAAUUGGGUGAAUUGACGGGAGCUGUAUGCAAUCUCGACGAAAAUACGCAGUUUUUUUAUCCUAUAGAAUCGCCGUUUUCUGGAAAACGUAUCGAUUUGCGAGUGGAGAUGCCUAGAAAAACUAAUGUACCAGCACAUGUGCUCAUUAAAAGGCUCAUCUUCACCAUACUGUCAAGAUCAUGUACUAUUCCAACGGAUAUUCAGGAUGUAACCUGGUCGGUGCCAGAAGACUCAACUUCUCUCCGAACCUUGAAUCCAACACCUUUCCCUAGAAGUCUUUACGAUGACAUUCAGAGUCUCCUUCUCCAAUACUUUCGACUCGAUGAAGACUUGCUGUCUCGUGGAAGUUAUGACAACGAGACAUGCAAAGAUAUGCGAUGCCUUCUAGGAAUAACGGAUCCCAGUGCCAGAAAGUCGAGAUAUAUGACUCUUCACAGGGCGAAAAUUACAUUUAUGACAACUACAUAUCAUGUUCAAUUCAAAUCAGCACUGACGGACUUAAAGCGAGCUACUUAUAUCCCACCGUCAAUGGGACAACAGCACGGAGUUUUCAAGUUGGAAUCACACGCAGCGAAACGUCGGAGAAAUGAUGGAGAGGACGAUUAG
This is a messenger RNA of Caenorhabditis remanei, 1029 nucleotides long. RefSeq lists its product as uncharacterized. The transcript has 6 exons. Lineage: Eukaryota; Metazoa; Nematoda; Chromadorea; Rhabditida; Rhabditidae. Bases 1 to 1029 code for a protein of 342 amino acids. The record is from RefSeq and is a predicted model, not a curated record.